AUGGAGAAUCACUGUGUUGGAGAAAGUCCAUUCUUUGCCAAAACUCGAGGGGUCCUAGUACCUGUGAAAGACAAUGAGAGUCACACACAGCAUUAUCCAGGUAAUUUGGACGGAAAACUGGCUCAGGAUUUCAGAUGCAAUUUAGCCAGAGAAAGGGAACAGGACAAGACUAAAGAUCAAAAGGAGCAGGACAUACCAUUUCAGGAUGUUUAUGCGAACAUCCAAACCAAGACCGUACAAAUGACUGAACGCAAUGCCUUCGGGGGAACAUAUCACACCACAGUGCUGCUGAAGAAAGAUGAUGACUAUCGAGUGGUGGGCUACAGCGGGGGCGAGUUAGUGGCUGUCGGCUCCAGAGAGAGAGUGGUGCGUUUGAUGGACGUCUCCAGCUCCAAGGAAGUGGGUCCCCUGAUCCGAGGGCACGCUGGCAGCAUCCGGGCUCUGCUUCUCUGCGAAGAGAGAAACCUGCUGAUCACUGCCAGCUAUGAUCUCAGCAUCAGGUGUUGGAAUUUGAAAACAGGAGCAUCCAUGAUGGUGCUGCGUGGCCACAUGGACACAAUUAACUGCCUGGACUUGCAUGCCAACACACUUGUCUCAGGAGCUAAUGACUGUAAAGUCAAAGUAUGGGAUCUUGCAACAGGGAAGUGCUUUGAAAAUCUGAGGUUCAAACAUCACAGCCCAGUCUGGUGUGUUAAAACUGACGCAACACUGUUACUGAGCAGCUGUGCCAAAGGCCUGGUCAAGAUGUGGGACACCAAGACUGCUUCGUUGCUGAAAGUUAUUAAUGCCCACCAGAGUGCAGUGAAGUGCCUGUUCUUUGAUAGCUAUCAUAUUGUGACAGGGGACUCUGAUGGCAAGGUCAUGGCAUGGAGCACCAACGUUAACGUCAAAGGCUGCCUAAUGACCUUCCACCACCCAAGGGAGGUGCGCUCAGUGAUGCUCAGUGACCUCUGUGUGAUCACUGGCUGUAUGGAUGAAAGGAUCCGCAUCUUCAGCUUCCUCAGAGGUCACUGUGUGACAGCUAUCAAUGUAGAAAGUCCCAUCUUGUCCAUUCACAUUGAUAAAAACAGGAUGAUGGUGAACACUCGAGCCAGUGUCCUGCUCUACCAGUUUGACUUGCUUGCAAACUGGGACACCUCUCUGACCAACGAGCCUACAUCCCAGGAGGAGAAAGGCCAAACUGGAACACCAAAGUUUAACCACAUGGCACAGGCAGGUCCAUCCAUCCUAAAGGUCUGCUGCAGAAAAGUUAAGAAACCAAAGAAGAGAGCAAAUACGCCCCAUCAUGUUGGCCCCUUGUCAGCCAUCACUGCAUUGCCAGCCCAAGCUGGAAAAUACUAUGUGACCACCAAGGUAGAGAUGACACACAGUGACAGAGCAGUGCAGGAGCGACUGUUGAAGAAUAAGGCUCUGCCACCUGAAGCCUCUCUCCUCAAGAGUUUCUCUCAGGCUCCUCAACCUCCAGCUACCCAGGACAAGCACCUAAAGCAGCCACUGUUUGGUUCCAUAAAGAAAAAGUCAGAGACCCCAAAACUUCCAGCCCUCCAAGACAAAUAUUCAAUGACCCCUGCCUCUUUACUGCAAAAGCAGUGCUACAAGACACAGGAGUUUCCAUCAAUGAAUGAAAAGCUCUCAGCAGCUCAGCAGGUCCUCUCUGAAAAUACCAAGUCCCAUGUACCACUUUUGUCCAAAUCUGUGGAUCUCAACUUGAGACCAUCCCUCAUUAACAGAGGUGUACUUUCCACCAGUCACCCGUCUACUUUGAUGCAGCUUGCAGCCAGGGAUAACUACAAAAAUUACCCAGCCUGUUCCACGGGAAAACUACUGCCAUUUCGGAAAGUAGGCCCAUUAACCACAACUGCUAUGGUGGAACCACAGGCACCUGAACGCAUGUUCAUGAAAGCAUUAUGUAAGCACCCAGGGCGGCAUGUGCGCUUUGCCAUGCCCAGUCCACCUGCAGCCCAGGACAGUGACACGGAAAUACUCAGGGAACAAACAGACUUCUGGCUCCUGACAGACACACAGCUGAAGGAAUAUGUCAGAGUUUUGAGUAGCAGCAGCUCCGACAGACAGGACAAGAGAUCUAAGACAGCAGAAAAUAGACAACGGAUCAGGAGGAUGAAGCUCAAAGGUUUGCUGACUGGUGAUUACACCAAAAAGGACCAGGUGUGUACUCCUGAAUGGGGACAUGACACCUACAUCUGA
Messenger RNA from Myripristis murdjan (pinecone soldierfish), 2205 nucleotides. Its product is annotated as F-box/WD repeat-containing protein 10-like. The coding region runs from base 1 to 2205 and encodes 734 amino acids. Gene Ontology annotation, molecular function: protein binding. The record is from RefSeq and is a predicted model, not a curated record. The transcript has 10 exons. NCBI's taxonomy places the organism in Eukaryota, Metazoa, Chordata, Actinopteri, Holocentriformes, Holocentridae.